This is a messenger RNA of Hymenoscyphus albidus, 972 nucleotides long. Lineage: Eukaryota; Fungi; Ascomycota; Leotiomycetes; Helotiales; Helotiaceae. The record is from the annotation of a GenBank genome assembly.
AUGUCCUUCACCCUCUCAGAAGUUAAUCCCGAAACCUACUUUCUAGACCUCAUCACCUGCGAAUGGGAAUCCUACGGAUUCCCUCUCCAAACCUUUUUCCGCCUCUUCUGUCCCAUCCGCGGCACGGGUCCCCACGCCCGCGAGGAGUCUCUCGCAGAAUGCACCGCGCGUCAACGCGAAUGGCACGUCUCCGACCCCUCAAGCUACUGGCAGAAAGUCACCGAUUCGAGCACGGGAAAGAUCAUCGGUGGGGCGUUGUGGGGAAUUUGUCCUACGAACCCUUUUGAGAAGACGGAACAUGAAGAUGCGUAGGUCCACACUUCUUUCUGAACAAUAGAUAAGCAGUACUUGCUGUAGCUCUCUGUUUUCCAAGAAUGGUGGUUCAGAUUCAAGGGCGAAAUAUGAGCUAAACUUCGUGUUUCAAGGUACUGGUUCCCAGAAGGGGGAGAGCGCGAAUUCGUCAACGAAGCUUUAGAAAGAUUUGAAACCCCGAGAGCGACGAUGGGACAGAGGCCUCAAGUUUGUAAGACGCCCUCGCGACCAUUAUUAUGAAUCGUUCAACUAAUCAUCGAGUUCGCUGGUAAUACAGACCUUAACAUCAUUUUCAUCCAGUAAGUCAGAUAACUUCUUUCGCAAUUCCAAACCUGUCGAGUCAAUUCCAAUUAUAAGAAGAACCCAUACAUCUCAUCUCAUAUCAUCUCCCACCUAUUCCCACCUCUCAACUCCCAUCCCCAUUCCCAAACUCGCCUCUCCCCUCUAACUCCCCACAGUCCCGCCUACAGACGCCUCGGAGCCGCCAACCUAAUCUUGGACUGGGGCAUCAAAAAGGCGCAAGAGAUGGGCGUCGAAAUGUGGCUCGACGCAACCAUCUACGGGAUCCCGCUCUACAAAAAAGCACGGCUUCGUCGUGGUCAAGGAGAACUCGUUGGAUCCGCGGAAAGAAGAUCCAGAUGCGGAUUGGAAGAGACUUGA